Messenger RNA from Strongylus vulgaris, 698 nucleotides. Lineage: Eukaryota; Metazoa; Nematoda; Chromadorea; Rhabditida; Strongylidae. The record is from the annotation of a GenBank genome assembly.
AUGGAUCACAAACAUACUGUCGCUCUACUAAACAAACUCAACCUCACAGCCCGUUCGACAUUCUACUCUUUCGAAGAGAUUCCCGACACUCCUCCUGCGAUCACAGUACUAAAACGGGUUCCUAUUCCACUCACAUCUCAGCCAUCUUCCUUUAAGAAGCUCUCAACAAGUUCCAUCAAGAGCACGAAGUCUCUAUCAGGAUUUAGCUAUCUGGCUGGCGAUGUCCCUUGUAAAUGCCGAAAUGUGCUUUCGGUAUCGUCCCAAAGUUUGCCUCGGUCAAGCUCAUACAGGGAACUUACUUCUGAUAGCAGUCAAAAACCAAAAGCGAAAUUGAAGCGCCGUCCUGGUAUCAAACGCGUUCUUCCGAGGAGAAAAACCGCCCAAUUUUAUACUCCAGUAGUUGAUGUUCCUGUUCAUUUACCUCAAACAGAGAUGUUUCAACAUUUCUCUGGUAUGCCACCUGAUCCGGACGUAAUGAUGGAGGGUUAUCUCUACAAGCGAUCUUCGAAUGCAUUUAAAACCUGGAAUAGACGUUGGUUUCAAAUUAAAGACAACAAAUUGCUGUACUCACAUCGUUCUGCUGAUCCUGAGCCGCCAACCGUCAUGGAAGAGAACCUUAUGCUGUGUUUAGUCCGCCCAGCGCCAUCAUCUAUUGAUCGAGUUGGAUGUUUUGAGCUGGUUACUCCUACAAGGUAAUA